AUGGGCGCAUCGGAGAUCACAUCCAAGGUUCCAAAGCCAGAAACGGCUCAAAGUGUGGAGAUCCUCAAGGUUCAAAAUGAAGAUGAAUUACGUUUGGCCCAGAUGGGCCAUAAACAAGAGUUGAAGCGACAUUUCUCGGUGUGGAGUUUGAUUGGUCUCGCAGCCAACUGUACCAUCUCAUGGACGGGUCUUGGUUUGGGUCUGAUCACGGCACUGAACUCUGGUGGCCCUGGUGCCCGUAAGCCCAUCCCAACGCAUACCCCUUGCAAAACGGCUUCAGCGCUGAUGACCUUAGUAAUCUACGGCUUUAUUCUUGUUUUCAUCCUCCAAUCCUUUGUUGGUGCCUCUCUGGCAGAGUUCGUGUCCGCAUAUCCGACCGAGGGAGGAAUGUACCAUUGGAUUGCGGCUAUCGCCCCGAAAAGAUAUAAUAGUCUGUUGAGCUUUGCGACAGGAUGGUGCACAGUUUUUGGAUGGAUUUUCACUACAGCGUCAACCAACCUUAUCUAUGCGUCGACGGUCAUGGCUUUAAUUGCAUUAUACCAUGACAAUUUGGUUGUUAAGCCUUGGAUGACCUUCGUUGCAUAUCAAAUCUUGAAUAUAUUCACUUCGGGAAUCGUCAUGUUUGGCAACCGCUUUAUCCCAGCGAUUAACAAGUUCUCUUUGCUUUAUCUGCAGUUGGCAUGGUUUAUUACAAUGGUCACCGUAGCUGCAGCUGCACCAGCGCACAACGAUAGCAAAUUUGUGUUUGCGACUUGGAUGAACAAGACAGGAUGGGAUAACAAUGUGAUGUGCUUUAUAACGGGGUUGGUGAAUCCCCUUUACGCGUUGGGUGGGCUAGAUGGGAUUUCGCAUAUCACUGAGGAAAUGCCAAAUCCUGGCAGGAAUGCCCCUCUGGGCCUUGCAAUCACCCUCUCGAUUGCGUUCGUGACCGGAGUCUCCUACUUGCUCAGCUUGAUGUUCUCAGUUCAGAACUAUGACAGACUGGCAGAUACACGAACAGGCCUACCACUAGCUGAGAUUUUCCACCAAGCAACCUCGACAAAAGGAGGAGCGUUCGGCCUGGUCUUCAUGGUCUGGGUUGCACUUGGACCGUGUGUGAUCGGCUCCCAACUUAGUACUGGACGUGUAUUUUGGGCCUUCUCUCGUGAUAAUGGCCUCCCGCUUUCUCAUAUCUGGGCUCGUGUCAAUCCUAGACUUGGAUCUCCUUUUAACGCCCAACUCUGUGUAGGAGUGAUCAUUGCUUUGCUGGGCUGUAUUUAUCUAGGAUCCAGUACUGCAUUCAAUUCGAUGAUGAGUUCCGCGGUGACGAUUAACAACCUCGCCUAUAUUGUUCCAAUCCUCACGAAUGUAUUGCUUCGCCGGCGGACAAUGCAUCGUGGUCCGUUUUCAAUGGGCCAGUUCACUGGAAUGACGGUAAAUAUAAUUGCGGUCCUAUGGUUGGUCUUUGCGAUUAUCUUCUUCUCUUUCCCUUUUGAAAUGCCUGCAACUGUUUCGAACAUGAAUUAUACAUGCGUCGUUGUUGGUGGGUUCUUGAUUAUAGAGCUAGUAUGGUGGCUCGUUGCGGGCAGAAAAUACUCUCAGACGGUACAGCGGGCUAGAGAGGAGCAUGAUACAGCGAUGGUUGUGGAGGAACAGCAUAAAGCGUAG
Penicillium longicatenatum is the source of this 1647-nucleotide messenger RNA. RefSeq lists its product as uncharacterized. Gene Ontology annotation, biological process: transmembrane transport. Gene Ontology annotation, cellular component: membrane. Gene Ontology annotation, molecular function: transmembrane transporter activity. Lineage: Eukaryota; Fungi; Ascomycota; Eurotiomycetes; Eurotiales; Aspergillaceae. The transcript has 12 exons. The coding region runs from base 1 to 1647 and encodes 548 amino acids. The record is from RefSeq and is a predicted model, not a curated record.